AUGUCCGAUACCAGCCUGAAGCUGUCAGCCAACGCCUCACGCCUCUUGGAGCUGGAGCGCAAGUAUUGCGCUGGAGGGUUCGAACCUUCGCCACUAUUCCUGGAAAGAGUACAGGGAUGCAAACUAUGGGAUUGCGAUGGCAAAGAAUACAUCGAUUUCAUCGGCAUGUUUAGUGCAACGAACAUGGGCCAUGGCCAUCCCUACAUGAAGAAGAAGAUGUUGGAGCAGCUAGAAAAGGCGCACUUGCUGAACAUCUGUGCCCACAACGCGGGCUGGGGCCCUUUUGGCGAAAUGAUGUGCAAGCGAUUUGGCUACGACAAGAUCACCACCGCAACUUCAGGAACCGAAUCGGCAGACGUCGCCUGUAAGAUUGCUCGCAAGCACGGCCUCGUCCGUCGAAAGAUCCCUGCCGACAAACUCAAGAUUCUAGGUGUAGGAUCUUCCUAUCACGGCCUAGGCAUGGGCAUCUGGGGAUUGAUGGAUCGCUCUGCGCAACGGUCCAGUUACGGCCUAGACGGGACAAGCGUUCUUAACUUUAACCCUACGACCAACAGGGCAUUGGAGUAUCUUGACCUGGAGGCCAUGCGUGCUUGUCUCGAAGAGCAUCACCAAACGGUGGCAGCUGUCAUUAUGGAAUGUCUGCACGGAACCUCACGCUCGAAUGAGGUCCGGCAAGGAGCAGGAAAGACUGGGAAACUACUGUCAUUCCAUCACUGCGGCGAUGACAUGAAGCCCGACAUCGUCACCAUGGGCAAGUCCAUCACAGGCGGAUGGUACCCACAAACCUUCAUCCUCGGCACAAAGGAUGCCAUGUCCCUCGUCGGCUCAAACGAGUGUGGUUACACCUUUAGCCACACGCCCCCAGCACUUGUAGCGGCGACUUCCGCUCUUGAAGUCAUAGAUAACGAGAACCUCUUGGAGCGCGCGACACAAAUCGGGGCAAAGUGGCGAGCUAUAGUCAGCAGCUGGAAUCACCCCAAGAUCGACUACAUCUCCAGCAUUGGCGCAGACUCCAACAUGUUCUUUCACGAUCUCCAUGGGCAGCGUGUGGCGGUGCUCUGCAUGUUCAAGGGCCUCUUUGUAAAUGCUACGCCGGGGAAGAAGGCCAUUCGUCUUAGUUUUGCCAUGACAAUGACGGACGAGGAACUCGAGAAGGGCGCUGCGAUACUGAAAGAAGCGUUGGACACAAUCGACACCUUUGGCUAUAUCCCUGGUGAGGUCUUUAGCCAAGACUAG
Messenger RNA from Fusarium keratoplasticum, 1236 nucleotides. RefSeq names its product Ornithine aminotransferase. NCBI's taxonomy places the organism in Eukaryota, Fungi, Ascomycota, Sordariomycetes, Hypocreales, Nectriaceae. Gene Ontology annotation, cellular component: cytoplasm. Bases 1 to 1236 code for a protein of 411 amino acids. The record is from RefSeq and is a predicted model, not a curated record. Gene Ontology annotation, molecular function: L-ornithine transaminase activity; pyridoxal phosphate binding; identical protein binding. The transcript is spliced from 3 exons.